Messenger RNA from Melospiza georgiana, 10364 nucleotides. RefSeq names its product nuclear receptor binding SET domain protein 1 (gene NSD1). The transcript has 22 exons. Gene Ontology annotation, molecular function: protein binding; histone H3K36 methyltransferase activity. Gene Ontology annotation, cellular component: chromatin; nucleus. Gene Ontology annotation, biological process: regulation of DNA-templated transcription. Bases 99 to 7862 code for a protein of 2587 amino acids. The record is from RefSeq and is a predicted model, not a curated record. Lineage: Eukaryota; Metazoa; Chordata; Aves; Passeriformes; Passerellidae.
GCCGCCGCAGCUGCCUCGUCCCCUUCGGCACCUCGCUGUCGGCCGCCGAGCCCAAGGGCGGCCCCUUCGGCGAGGCCCGCGGCCCCGAGCCGCCCGCCAUGCAGCUGGCGGCCGCCAAGCCCGGCUACGGCCAGGACCCGUCGUCCUGCUACAUCCCGCUGCGCCGGCUGCAGGACUUGGCUUCCAUGAUCAACGCCGAAUACCUCGGCGGUGCCGCCGACGGCGCUGAGGCCCUGCCCGACCCUGGCUCGCCGGGGCCCCGCCUGCCCGCGGCGCAGGACCCUGCGGCCGAGGUGCCCCGCGGGGCCCGGGCCUUCCCCCUGCUCCUGCGGGACGGUGCAGAGGAGGCGUUGGAGGAGGAGGGCGCCGAGACUCCGGAGGAGGAGGAGGAGGAGGACGACGACGACGACGACUACGACGACGACGACUACGAGGAAGAGGACGAGGACGACGACGAGGAGGAGGCGGCGACAGAGCCCGGCCCGCGGAGCCGCGGCCGCUCAGCUCCGCAGCGGGGCCCCGACAGCCGCCUGCAGCCGGCCGAGUCCGUGCCGGACGGCGGCCCCGGGGAGCAGCCGGAGUCCUCGGCCGCCCUGCAACUCAUCCGAGUCAAGAAGAAUCCUCCAGUGAAGUAUGAAGUUGGGGAUCUUGUUUGGGCCAAGUUCAACAGACGCCCAUGGUGGCCAUGCACAAUUUGUCAUGACCCAGUGCUGGACUGUCACUCAAAAAUGAAAGUUUCCAGUGGGAGACCAUACCGAGAGUAUUAUGUGGAAGCCUUAGGAGAACCUUCAGAGAAAACCUGGGUUCCUGGGAAAGCUGUUGUCCUCUUUGAAGGGAGACAUCAGUUUGAAGAGCUGCCUGUUCUCCGGAAAAGAGGAAAGCAAAAGGAAAAAGGAUACAGACACAAGGUUCCUCAGAAAUUUAGAGCUAAAUGGGAAGUCAGUGUUGGACAGGCAGAAGACAUUCUUCUUGGGGGUCCAGAGGAUCAGAAGUGCAGCCAGAGCUCGAGUGAGCCGGACAGCGAGAAGGACGUGCAGCUGGAAUACUACAGCAAUGGCCCUGGGGCAGAAAGGGACACGCAACUGAACGGCUGCUUAAAAUCCCUGGCUUUUGACUCCAGACACGUGGCCAGUGAAAAAGGAAAAUUGCACAUCAAGCCACAGGUGAAAACAACCUCUGAAAGCAGAAAAAGGACUAGAGUAAAAAAGAGUGGCGCCAGAGGGGAAACAUCGAGGGAAGAAAUCAAAGACAAAACACCAGAGAGCGUAGUUAGAAACGUGAUUGUUGGGGACCUACCAGAGAAGCACGCGUCUCACGAGCUUCGGCGCAUUGCCAACAGCCUGACAGCAGCCAGCAGCACCAGGGAAAACCAUUUGCUGUCCUCCUUUGGAGAAAGACGCUUUGAAAAGACACCUCUAAAACCAGACUAUGAGAACCGUAAAAGUGACACUCUGAAAAGCACCCUCCAAGGAGAUUUGUUUUCCAGCCCAUCUUUUGAGAGAGAGAAGAGCUCUCUGGGCAUUUUGUGCAGUUCCAAGUUACAAAUACACUAUUCUGCAUCUGAUGAUGGUGUUGAGAAAAAACAAACUGAAUCAGAUUCAUCCUCUUCCCUCUCUGAUGGUGGGAACAGCGAUGUAGAUACCAUGGACCAAAGUUCAGAGAGAGCCUCUAGUGCUCUUGAAGUUAGUGAUUCUUCAGAUAAAGUGGAGAAGGACUUUGCUAUGACAUCAAGUGGAAACAUUAAACUUUCCAUGUAUCUUUCUCAGAAGAGCAGCAGAAGGGCCAGGAAGAAGUCGCACAGAGAGCGCAAAGCUCUGGGAGGUUCGGUAACCAGCAGACUUGAUGCUGAAUUUGUGGAUGGGGAGCUUGAAGUAGGUUUGUCUGAUGCUGAGAUGCCAUUGACACCUCUCGAGUGCUCUUCAGAUGUGAGAAAUUACAAUCUUUCCCUAGCAAACAAGCACACUACCCCCCAAAGUGUUUCCAAGGAUGGCUCCUGGCCUGCUGUUACAAAUCAAGCAGUCUUGAAAUCAAAAAGCGUGAAAUUACCCGGAAGCAGAAGUAUAAAAUGUAAACAUAAAGAAAAGGUUGCUGGGUUGGAGCCUUCUCUUGCGGAAGAGGAGGGUGGUGUGAAUCACUGUUCUUCAGAUACCAAAGGUUUCUCUGGCCUUUCAAGAGAUUCUCUUCAGAGAAGUGGAAAAGUUGAUGGUCAGAAACUGUUAAACAACAUGCAUGAGAAACCCAGGGAUUCUGCUGAAAUUGAAACAGCCGUGGUGAAGCAUGUUCUGUCAGAGCUGAAGGAACUGUCCUAUCGGUCCAUGAAUGAUGAUGCCAGUGACUCUGGCACUCCAAAGGCCACAGUACCUUUGCUUUUCUCUUCUGCUUCUGGUCGUUUGCCCAUUGAACCAGAUUACAAAUUCAGCACCUUGUUAAUGAUGUUGAAGGAUAUGCAUGACAGUAAGACAAAAGAGCAGCAACUGAUGACUGGUCAAAAUAUAGUCCCAUUUCGAAAUACCAGCACAAGUGAUGGUUCUGGAAGCAAUUCUGCAAGUGGUCUCAAGUCUUUGUCCAUUGUAGGUCCCCCAUAUAAAAUAGAAAAAAAUGGAGAUUGUGUCCAGGAAACAGUAACUCCAAACUCUGCUCUAAGCAACUCCUCAUUUUCACGUGGUCCUCCAACCAAGUUGACAGGGAUUGGUACUGGUAAAAGGGAGCCUGCGAGUGCUGCUGUUUCUGGGACAAACGGCACAAAUUGCAUGUCCAAACGCAACUGUUCAAAAUCUAAGCAGUCAUCAAAGCUUGGAGAUAAAACAGUUUCAAACAGAAAGGACUUAAAACCAGGAGGGCCAACACAUUCAGAGAGGAAGCGCCUUAGAAAGCCGAGUAAACGGCUUCUGGAAUAUGCAGAAGAAUAUGAUCACUUGUUUGCACCCAAGAAAAAAUCAAAGAAGGGCCAGGAGCAAUCACAAAAGGUGAAUUCUGUGGCGAGGUCUGAAUGUGAAGGAGGUGCUCCUGCACAAUGCAGUCCUGACAGAGAGACCCAGCGGGGGCCAAGUUCUUUGGUUUCAACUCCAUCUUCAACCAAAGAGUCCCCUCCUGUCCUUGAAGCAGAGUGUUCCUUCUCAGAAGUAGGAUCCCACUCCACUGAUCCCCCUAGUCAAGCUCAAGGAGGAUCUUCAGAUUUUCCAGAGGUGGUGGUUCUGUCUUCCUCGGAUGUUUCUGAAGUUUCUGCUUCUCCAGAUGCAGAAGAGGGAUUCCUGAAAUCAGGAAACUUCGAAAGCAAGCGUCAAAGGAAGCCCACUAAAAAGCUUUUGGAAUCCAAUGACUUGGACACUGCCUUUAUGCCAAAGAAGGAGGAAUGGACUCCCCAAAAGAAGGGUACUGGCCCUUCAGAGAGUGACAGCUCUGAGCUCUACUCACCAGCCCACUUCCAGGACGUGGGAGAAGCUUCUGAAAAGCUCUUGGAGAAGCAGCGGAAGCGGAAGAGGCAGCGCCACACCUCUGCUGCAGUCCAUUGCAAGAAGGAGAAGAAUGAGGAGGGGCUGGGGGAGACCCCACACUCUGAGGGGGAGACCUCGGUUCAUGGGGCUGCAGCAAGCCCCAAGGAGGGUCAUGAGGAGGGGUCAGAGAAUGACCAUGGAGUGCCUUCGUCCAAAAAGAUACAGGGGGAGCGUGGAGGAGGAGCAGCUCUCAAGGAGAAUGUGUGUCAGAUCUGUGAGAAGCCGGGGGAGCUGUUGCUGUGUGAGGCGCAGUGCUGUGGUGCUUUCCACCUGCAGUGCCUUGGGCUCUCCGAGAUGCCAAAGGGCAAAUUCAUCUGCAAUGAGUGUUCCACAGGGGUCCACACCUGCUUUGUGUGCAAGAGCUGCGGGGAGGAUGUGAAGCGGUGCUUGCUGCCCCUCUGUGGGAAGUAUUACCACGAAGCCUGCAUCCAGAAAUACCCGCCCACAGUCAUGCAGAACAAGGGCUUCCGCUGCUCCCUGCACAUCUGCAUGACCUGCCAUGCUGCUAACCCAGCAAACAUCUCUGCCUCUAAAGGUCGCCUGAUGCGCUGCGUGCGGUGUCCGGUCGCGUAUCACUCCAACGACUUCUGCCUGGCCGCCGGCUCCGUGGUCCUGGCCUCCAACAGCAUCAUCUGCCCCAACCACUUCACUGCCCGCCGGGGCUGCCGCAACCACGAGCACGUCAACGUCAGCUGGUGCUUUGUCUGCUCGGAAGGGGGCAGCCUUUUAUGCUGCGAGUCGUGCCCGGCUGCGUUUCACCGUGAGUGUCUAAACAUUGAGAUGCCAGAGGGAAGCUGGUAUUGUAAUGAUUGCAAGGCAGGCAAAAAGCCACACUACAAAGAAGUAGUCUGGGUGAAAGUUGGGCGCUACAGGUGGUGGCCAGCUGAGAUUUGCCAUCCUAGGACAAUUCCUGUCAACAUCCAGAAAAUGAAACAUGACAUUGGUGAGUUCCCUGUGCUGUUCUUUGGCUCCAAGGACUACCUGUGGACCCACCAGGCUCGUGUGUUCCCUUACAUGGAAGGUGAUGUCAGCAGCAAAGACAAGAUGGGGAAAGGUGUUGAUGGCAUAUACAAAAAAGCUCUUCAGGAAGCUGCUGUGAGAUUUGAAGAAUUGAAAGCACAGAAAGAACUGAGACAACUUCAGGAAGACAAAAAGAAUGACAAGAAACCUCCUCCCUACAAACACAUCAAGGUGAACCGGCCCGUUGGGAAGGUGCAGAUCUUCACUGCCGACCUGUCCGAGAUCCCGCGCUGCAACUGCAAACCCACGGACGAGAACCCCUGCGGCCUGGACUCGGAGUGCAUCAACCGCAUGCUGCUCUACGAGUGCCACCCCCUGGUGUGCCCCGCCGGGGAGCGCUGCCAGAACCAGUGCUUCUCCAAGCGCCAGUACCCCGAGGUGCAGAUCUUCCGCACGCUGGCACGGGGCUGGGGCCUGCAGGCCAAGACUGACAUCAGGAAGGGUGAAUUUGUUAAUGAGUAUGUUGGGGAGCUAAUUGAUGAGGAGGAGUGCCGAGCCCGAAUCCGCUACGCUCAGGAGCACGACAUUACCAAUUUCUACAUGUUGACACUGGAUAAGGAUCGAAUCAUUGAUGCUGGGCCAAAGGGUAACUAUGCUCGGUUCAUGAAUCACUGCUGCCAGCCCAACUGUGAGACUCAGAAAUGGUGUGUGAAUGGUGACACUCGGGUCGGGCUCUUCGCACUUGUAAAUAUCAAAGCUGGGACUGAGCUGACUUUCAACUACAAUCUGGAGUGUUUGGGAAAUGGAAAGACUGUUUGUAAAUGUGGUGCCCCAAACUGCAGUGGUUUCCUUGGAGUAAGGCCGAAGAGCCAGCCCAGCCUGAGCGAGGAGAAGUCCAAGAAGCUCAAGAGGCGGCCGCAGAUGAAGCGCCGGUCGCAGGCGGAGGUGAUGAAGGAGCGGGAGGACGAGUGCUUCAGCUGCGGGGACGGAGGGCAGCUGGUCUCCUGUAAGAAGUCAGGCUGCCCCAAGGUGUACCAUGCUGACUGCCUCAACCUGACCAAGAGACCUGCAGGAAAGUGGGAGUGCCCAUGGCAUCAGUGUGACGUGUGUGGUAAGGAAGCGGCUUCGUUCUGCGAGAUGUGCCCCAGGUCCUUCUGCAAGCAGCACCGGGAAGGAAUGCUCUUCAUCUCCAAGCUGGAUGGACGAUUAUGCUGCACUGAGCAUGAUCCCUGUGGGCCUCACCCUCUAGAGCCAGGAGAAAUUCGUGAGUAUGCACCUCCCAUAGAAGGCCUGGCUAACGGCGAGGACACCCAGCCGCCAGAGCAGGUGCCUGCAGAAACAGAGGCCGACACAGAUCUGAGUGUUCAGCCCCUGGACAGCCUACCUCAGUCUGUGGCCCUCAGACUGCAGUCACCAGAAAAGCCCCCUGCUACCCUAGCACUGAGGCUGCCUUCUUCAGACAAGCCCCCCACCACCCUUGCCCUGAGGUUGCAGCCAUCAAACAAACCCCCUACCACUCUGGCCCUCAGGCUACCUUCACCAGACAAACCGCCUGCCACCCUGGCUCUGAGACUGCCGCCGUCAAAUAAACCCCCCGCCACCUUGUCACUGAGACUGAAGCCAUCCAACAAGCCCUCCACCACCCUCUCGCUGCGGCUUCAGCCUUCGGACAAACCUCCCACCACGCUGUCGCUCCGCCUGCAGCCCUCAGACAAGCCGCAGGCCGCCCUGUCCCUGAGGCUGCAGUCAGAGAAGCAGCCCAUCAUCGUAGCGCUGCGGCCCCAGCAGCCCGACAAACCUGCCAGCAACGCCGUGCUCUGGCCGCUGGACGAGGCCUCCAGCAACGCCUCGCAGCCUCAGCUGCCCAGCAAAUCUCCUCCAGGAUCACCUCAGUCCCCGCUGGAUGAGUCACUUGUCACUGCUGCUGACCUGCAGCUCCAGCUGGCAGAUGAGACUCCUGAUGCCCCCGAGGUUUUGGAGUUAUCGGACGAGUCCCUCAUUGACAGCAGGGCACAGCAGCCCGAGCUGCUGGAUGAGUUCCCUGUGAAAUGCCUGCCUCCUCCACUGUCUGACAGACUCCUGGCCACCGUGGGGAUGCUGCAGUCCCAGGAUGAGCCUCCUGAGGCCGAUCAGCUCCAGCCCCUGGAUGAUUCCUCUGCCCAGAGUCCACAGCCACAGGCUGUGCAAGAGGCUUCCAGCUCUGUGGUGCCGCAGGUCCCAGAAUUGGAGAUGGCUUCCAGUCCUGAAGUGCUGUGGUCUGUUUCCGUUGAAAAAGUCCCAGACUCCCCAGUCUCACGAAUCCUGCCCUCAGAGAAGGCUCCUGGAUCAGCAGUACCACAAUCCCCAACUCUAGAAAAGGCUUCCUUCUCUGGGGCAGUGCGGGUCCCAGACACAGAGAAGUCUCCCAGCUCUGGGUCACCCCAGCCCCUGCCUCCAGAGAAGGCUGCUGAUUCGGGUGUGCCUCAGAUCCUGCCCGCAGAGAAGGCUCCCAGCUCAGGGCUGCCAUGGCCCCUGUCUCCAGAGAAGGCCCCUGGCUCCCGGUCACCGCACGUCCUGCCCACGGAGAAGGGUCUCAGCUCAGGGGCCCUUCGGCUCCCGCUCACACAGAAGUCUCUGUCCUCCGGGGUGCUGCGACCCCUUCCUGCAGAGAAGGCUGCUGACUCCGGGGCCCUGCGAGUUCUUCCUUUGGAAAAGGCUCUCAGCUCUGGGGUGUCUCGGCCUCAGCUCUUGGAGAGGCCUCUCACUCUUACAGCCCCGUGGCCUCAGGCAUCGGAUAAGCUCGCUCCUGCUGUGGCUCCUCGGCCUCAGGCCUCGGACAAGCCUCUGGCUGCAUCAGCUCCGAGGCUGUUGCUGUCGGAGAAGGCGCUGCGUCCCGUCGACCAGAACGCUCAGCUGAAGGAGAGAGGAGCCCCAGCCAUGGAGCCGAGUCCCCAGCAGAAAGAGAGGACCAUGUUAGCUGGGGAGCAAAUCUCUUGGUCUGCUGGGAAGGUGGUGACACAGGUCGGACAAGUACCUUGGCCUACAGAGAAACUACAGACGCACGAGCAAAGCCACUGGUCCACCACGAAAACGCUGACGCCUGCGGAGCAGCCUUCCCGGACAGCAGAGAAACUACCAGAGCCAAGCCUUCAGCCCAGCUGGGAAGUGGCCUCAGCCCCCUCGGAGCAGAGCCCGUGGACAUCAGAGAGAUUGUGUGCAUUCGAGCAGACCCCUCGGCCAGCCAGGGAAGCUCCCCCGGAGCAGAUGCAGUGGCUCGUCACGAACGUUCAGGCAAUCGAUCAGAUUGCUUGGCUGAGUGGAAAAGCACAGACUCCUCGGGGGCAGGACCCUUUGCCUGAACAAAACACAGCGCUAGCCCGUAACCAGGAUUCUGUCUGUCGUGAGUUGGCUGACUCAGAGCCAAAGUGAGGUUGGUGAAUAUGGGAGGCAGGUUUCAGUCCUUUAAUGUUUAGGGAGGGGGAAUCUUUGUUUUGUUUUUUUUAUUCACUUCCCUGAGCCCAGCCCCUAACCCAUGCACAUCCCAUCCAUAUUCUCUUGUGACAUGAGCAAGGACAUUCUCUUAAAUCUGAAUCUGGCCCAGUCAAAGGGAGAGAGCAUCUGUGACCUUUUCCUCUUCCUUUUACAAAUGGUAAAGCUGAAAUAAAGAGUCCACUCUGGGUAAAAAUCUCCCAAUUCCAUUACUGGAAAUGGUCACAUUACUGAUCCAGCGUGUUCAAGCUCCAGGUUUGAUUCGUAGGUGGGUUCUAGGCACAGCCAGGGCCUUGCUCUUGUUACUGCAUUUAAAGAAAAUGGAUCAGUCAGGCUGCCCUGGCACUGGAGAUGUUUCAGGGAUCAUCUGGUGAGCAGUCAGGUGUGUAUCCUUGCCAGACUCCAGAAGCAGGGAAGGGAUUUUAUGUCACCUGCCCAGGUCUCUGUCCCUGCAGGGUGUUGCUUUAUGAGGUUUGUCCGUGUGUUUACUGGGACAUGCUGUGUGUGUGGUUUGCUCAAGGACAGGCAUCGUCUCCAGUGAGAUGGGACAGGAGCUCCUGCACUCGCUCUGUGCAGUUUUCUCCAGCAAUAGGCAGUAUCCAUUCAGGCUCCUUUUUUACAGAGCUUUUUGUCCAGGCCCAAGAAGUGGGAAAUCUGGAGGAAGUCAGGGAAAAGAGAUCUUGGAAGAAGUCAUCUGGGAGUUUUUUCAUUCUUGUGUCUUAAUCCUUUAGCACAGGACACGCGGAGUGUUUUCCUGCACUUGACAACGUAGUGACCCAUAAAGCAGCAAUAGCAGAGCAGAGUGGGUUCCUGGAGGUGCUGAGCACUGCCCUGCCAGGGGCACAGUGCUCCCUUUCCAAUUUCCAUCCAGUCUCUUCUAGACCUGUGUUGUCAGCGUGAGCCAGCGGACUGAGCAGUCCUUUCUCCCUUUGCCUCAGAUGUGUUCAGAACACGUUCCCAUCACACCUGGUGUUGCCAGCAGCAAGCCAAGCCUGUCCUGCUCACUGCACAGAGGCAAGGGUGCCCUAGCUGGAUCGGGACCCAUCUCAACACCUUCCCCUUGUGUAGCUUCUGGCUUAACUCUUCUACAACCAAAGGAGACUUGAAUUAACUGGACUGUGUUGGUGUGCAUGUGUGUGUGCGCGUGUGCGUCCAUCCCACUGAAUUGUAGUUCUCACACUGGAACACGGUGGGCUCCAGCAGCUGCCUGGCUUUCUGUUUUUCUCUUCUCCCUUUUACAGUGAAGGCGAUGUUUAGUACCUGGUGGUCAUCGAGCUGGUGUCCAGACUAGGCCUGCUGAAAGCCGCUCACUCAAGCGUUGAGGCAGAAGUUGGUGUGGCUGUGGUGCUCGUGGGGCAGGCAGUAGAGUCCCAGGGACCUGCAGCAUCUCGUGACCACCGUCACCCUCGCAGGCAGGAGGAGGACAGGCCUCCUUUGGUGGCACUGCCUGGCCUCGAUAGGGUUGGUGUCCUGCCGAGGAAACGCUGCUGACCAGCUUUUUCCCACUCUCACAACACAUUACCUCUGUAAUUACCUGAGCUCACCGAUCUGGGGCCGCAGCCUCGGAUCUCCGUGCCGCCGCCAGACCCUUGCGCAGCUCCAGUGUGUGUAUCCUUCUCCUUCUCCUUCCAGGCAGAUCCACAGCCCCUCCCCAGGAAGGGAGAGUUCAGCCCCAUGCUGACCUCCUUCCUCCAACAUGGGAGCAGGUCCUUGUUCCCACCUGGCUUGCAAGUGCCUGCUGCUCCCAGAGCAGACAGUCAUGAGCUUUGCAGUUUUCUAUGAAGGGAGGCAGACACCUGUACCAAGACAAAUCCUGAUCCGUUCUCAUUUCCUGAUGUGUGCACCCUGAGACAACGUCCUGCUGUAGAGGCCGGGUGUGCUGGGCACAAGGGGACAUUACCAGUGCUAUCUCUUCUCUAGUCCGAAUCAUUUCAGAUCUUUGUAGAAUAGCUCACAACUUGGAAAAGCUUUAUGGCUUAUGGAAACUUACUUGUUUAAUGUUUUUUUUUCCGGGAAGACUGGCAGGUCAGUUCCUGCUUGCUGCUGAAACUAGGGAAAUGCAAGCAGCUUGCAUUUCUGCGUGGCUCCUCCACAAAGGGAAUCAGGACAACUCAGAUCCAUUGAGAGAGAAGAUUACCUUAAGGGCAUUCAUUAAGGUUUUUAAACAAAAAUUAAAAAAAAAAUUAUGGCGUUCAGUAUAUUAAGUAUUUAUCAUGUGUGAGAAGGAAAAUAAAUCUUGAAUUUACAUUUAUAAACCUUCCCAUGAGCUGGACUUAGUCAUGUAGAUUGUGUAAGUAGGGUUUCCUCAGUGCCAGCGCCCAGCUAGCUCCCACUGUAACCAGAGAGGUCUCUGCACUGCUCUGUCCACCUCCGCUUCGCAUUGUCACGUGUUAACUAGUUACUUGUUUCAUGAAAAAAUAAACUGUGAAUAUUUUUGGUGCA